UCAGCAGACACAACAUCUCUUGUGAAAGCAGAAACCAGAAUCAGAAUGGAAAUACCUGGAGGAUGGUCAGAGAUAAAACCUGCCACUGAUGAAGUCCAGGGGAUUUGCUCUGUGAUGAAGAGUAAUGUGGAGGAUAUUACAAAAACAUCCUACAGGAAAUUCAGAGCAAUUAUUUUCCGUGACCAGAUUGUGGCUGGAACAAACUACCUUGCUCGGGUUUAUACUGGGGAAGAAAAAAUGAUUGAUCUGAUGGUCUGGGAACAUUUACCUCAGAGAACUUCUGAGGGAUUGUGGACGAGUGAGUUUCAGCUGACGGGAAUCAAGCCAAACCGGAAACUAGAGGAUCCUCUAGAACCCUUCAACUAAUGCAACGAGAAGACCUGUUUCUAUUUUCUGCAGGUGGCUGCCUACAAGAAAUUUGCUCUAUCUUAAUCUCUAGGCAGAGUUAAUUCAAAUAUCAUCCAUUAUUUACACAGUCAUUGACACUGUUUAGUCUUGACAGCAUUGGAUAUAUAUUGCAACAGCUAUUUAAACAAAGUGUUUAAAAACAUCAAUAAACAA
Molecule: messenger RNA, 561 nt
Organism: Fundulus heteroclitus (mummichog)
Lineage: Eukaryota; Metazoa; Chordata; Actinopteri; Cyprinodontiformes; Fundulidae
Product: cystatin-A-like
Exons: 3
Coding region: 46-366 (106 amino acids)
Cellular component (GO): cytosol
Molecular function (GO): cysteine-type endopeptidase inhibitor activity
Source: RefSeq, a predicted model, not a curated record